Molecule: messenger RNA, 550 nt
Organism: Salvelinus namaycush (lake trout)
Lineage: Eukaryota; Metazoa; Chordata; Actinopteri; Salmoniformes; Salmonidae
Product: AT-rich interactive domain-containing protein 3A-like
Exons: 2
Biological process (GO): regulation of transcription by RNA polymerase II
Cellular component (GO): nucleus
Molecular function (GO): DNA binding
Source: RefSeq, a predicted model, not a curated record
GUAUAUGAAGUACCUCUACCCGUACGAAUGUGAAAAGAGGGGUCUGAGCUCCCCCGGAGAGCUCCAGGCAGCUAUCGACAGUAACCGCCGCGAGGGGCGUCGUCAGAGCUACGGGUCAGCCAUCUUUAACUACUCUCCAAUGGGGACAACCUCCAUCGUCUCCUCCCCCAAGAUGAGCAUGCCUCACCUGGCCAUGUCCACCCUCAAUGGAGCACAUGUGACCCAGGGACACAACAUCAAGAAAGAGGAUGGUCUGAUGGCGGGUUGUCUGUCGGGUCGUGUGGGGGGGAUGCCCAUGUCUCUGGGAGGUCACCCCCAAGCCGUGGCAGCUCAGGCGGCUGCAGCGGUACAGGCUGCAGCGUUGGAGCAGCUGAGGGAGAAGCUGGAGAGCGGGGAGCCGCCGGAGAAGAUGGUGAUGGCCGAGGAGCAACAGAGACUCAUGCAGCACGCGGUGCAGCAGAACCUCCUCGCCAUGGCAACACAGCUUCCCAUGAACAUCAAGAUCAACAACAGAGCUGAGCGGAUGAGAGGUGAGAUAAACCAACGCUAA